Gymnogyps californianus (California condor) is the source of this 1737-nucleotide messenger RNA. It is a transcript of the gene EFNA2, whose product is annotated as ephrin A2. Gene Ontology annotation, biological process: axon guidance; ephrin receptor signaling pathway; osteoclast differentiation. The transcript has 4 exons. The record is from RefSeq and is a predicted model, not a curated record. Bases 1 to 600 code for a protein of 199 amino acids. Gene Ontology annotation, cellular component: plasma membrane. Gene Ontology annotation, molecular function: ephrin receptor binding. Lineage: Eukaryota; Metazoa; Chordata; Aves; Accipitriformes; Cathartidae.
AUGGUGCGCUGGGAGGCGGCCGCGCUGCUCGCCGCGCUCGUCGGUGUCUGCGUCUGGACCGACGAGACCGGGAAAGUUAUCUCGGAUCGGUACGCCGUCUACUGGAACCGGAGCAACCCCAGGUUUCACCGCGGGGACUACACGGUGGAGGUGAGCAUCAACGACUACCUGGACAUCUACUGCCCGCACUACGAGGAGCCGCUGCCCGAGCGGAUGGAGCGCUACAUCCUCUACAUGGUCAACUACGAGGGGCACGCGUCCUGCGACCAUCGGCAGAGGGGCUUCAAGCGCUGGGAGUGCAACCGGCCCGACUCCCCCAACGGGCCCCUCAAGUUUUCGGAGAAGUUCCAGCUCUUCACCCCCUUCUCGCUGGGCUUCGAGUUCAGACCUGGCCACGAGUACUACUACAUCUCCGCGUCCCCCCCGAACAUGGUGGACAGGCCCUGCCUGAAGCUGAAGGUUUAUGUUCGGCCAACAAACGAUUCUCUCUACGAGUCCCCGGAGCCCAUUUUCACCAGCAACAACUCCUGCUGCAGCCUCAGGGUCCCGCACGCUGUGCUCGUGGUGGUGCCGGUUGUCUGGACGCUCCUGGCCUCGUAGCACCGACACCGACGUGCCAGGGAGCGGCUCCGCGGGGAAAGAGCAGCCUGGGGACGGAUCCUGGCCACCCCGAAUCGCCUUCAAGCCGUGGCUCCUGCGGCAGCGGGACCGUGCCCGAGGAGGUCGCCGGCGUGGAGGGUUGGUGCUGCCGGCGAGAAGCUCGCCCGGAUCCUGCCGCCGCGUGAAGUUGCCAUCUUCACACGGCCACUGUGCCAGGGCAUCGCACCGGGAACGGUGAAGGGCUGCCCCGCGGGACGGAUCCUGGCUACGCACGCCAAAAGCUCCCGUCCCUGCGCUGCGGCUCGCUCGGCGCCGGCCCUCCCCGUUGGAUGUCACUUUUUACAUUUCUAGACCAAAUACAGAGUCCUCGUUGGUUUGUUUUUUUUUUUAAAAGAAAAAAGAUUUUUAUUUUUAUUUGUUGGGUUGUUUCAGUCCAGGCUUCCCCGUGUCAGACUGACCCGCACGGGGCUGGGCUCAGCCCCCUCCCGCUGAGCCCCUUGCCGGGGCGGCUGCGGCACCCUGCCUUCGCCUGGCCGCAGGCAGAGCUGCAGGCAGCACCGGUACGCCGGGAGAGACGGACGCCAGCGAUGGUGCCGACAGCUCCGUUGUCGCAGACUCUUUCCCAGCCUGGCCGUUGCUCCGGCAGCAGGACGUCGCGGUGCCGGCCCCGCCACGCUUCCCCUGCCACCCCCCUGCCACAGGGGUGCGGGGAUGGGGGUCCUGGACGGACACGAGCCCCCGCUGAGCGCCUGGUGGGGUGACCCCCUCCCCACCACUUGUGCCACGGAUGUCACCGCUGUCCCCAUGGGACUCCGGGGCGGCUCCGCGAGCGGCAAAGCAAACUGGAUGCACCCGAGGGGAGCACGGGGGAUGGCCGGCCGGCACAGGGGGCACUGAGGAUGGCCAGCACCAGGAGCACCGGGGAUGGCCGGCCGGCACAGGGAGCACCGCCGGGCGCUGGGAGCCGGCGGGCCGGGCUCGUCCAGCAGUUGGGAUCGCUCCGAGGGCGUUUGGCCGGAGCCGGGGCUGGAGCCCCCGUCCGCGGCAGGGCUGAUCUCGCCGGGGCAGGAGGAGCGUGCCGGCCCGGCGCUGCCCGUGGGGCAGGUUUUCCUCCCCCGCAGCCUUCUGCUCUGCACC